AGUCACGUCGGAAUGCUUCGGGUAGAAUCGGAAAGCUAAUUAUGACCGAAGGGAAUACUGCGCGGCCUGAUCGUUGCAUAUGGGCGUUGUUUGACAGACUUACACAUAGGGGCUUUUAACACGGGGCGAUAUUUUGUGCCCAGAGAGAGAUUGUUUGCGUGGUUGAUAGAAAUGUGUAUUAAAGACAGCAAAUUGUAUUAAUCCAUAAAAACUGUCUGUCUCGAGUUGGGCGUGUUUAUAAUAUUUUGACAGCACGUGUGGGCGGUGCUGACUUAUCCUCCUCCGCUAUCCAGGAGGACCAGUCUCGCGCCGCAGCCGCAAUACUGAACCAGAGGAUUUGAGCAUCACUCAGGCUCGCGAGCGAGAGGAACAGUUCAACACAACGCAUCCCUGACAGCAACAUAAACGCACAAAAAAGACUGGAGAGCUGUUUGCACGAUCGAGUUUUACACCGACCGAAAUCUAACCGGUGAAGAUUGCUAUUCAUGGAAAUAAAAUAGAGACCUGCCAUUUUAAUUUGUUUUUUAAUUUUAUUUUGUUUAUUUUUUCUGACAGUAACGCAGCCCUUUUGAAUCCCAAAAUGGCUGAGAUAACCAACAUAAGACCGACGUACGAGGUGUCCCCAGUGCUGGCGGGGUUCCUGGGCGCGGGGGUGCUGGUGGUGUCGGUGACGGUCGCCGUGUUCCUCUGGACCUGUUGCCAGCGGCGAUACCGGCAGCUGACGGGCAGCUACAAGCUCCGCGGCGACCGGGUGGACCCGGCGACGGACCCGCCCUACAAGUUCAUCCACAUGCUGAAGGGCAUCAGCAUCUACCCGGAGACGCUCAGCAACACCAAGAAGAUCGUGCGCGUGGGGCGGCGCGGGCGCGGGGGGCGGGGCGAGCGGGACCGCGAGUGGGGGCGGGGCGUGGGCGGGGCCGGGGGCGGCGGCGGCGCGGUGCUGCUGGUGGACGCGUCCGGGAGCGCCCCGCCGGACGCCCACGCCCACGCCCCGCCCGCGCCCCGCCCCGCGCAGGCGAACCGGCUGGAGAGGGAGCUGCCCAUCAGGUCCGACUACUGCUGCCUGGACAGCAGCUCGGCCAGCAGCAGCGAGGCCAACAGCAAGACCGCCUCCCCCUUCACCCCCGGCGACGAGCCCGGGCUGGGCGCCCUCAGCCUGGCCGUGGACUACAACUUCCCCAAGAAGGCGCUGGUGGUGACCAUCCUGGAGGCGCGGGGCCUGCCGGCGGUGGACGAGGAGUCGGGCAGCUCCGACCCCUACGUGAAGAUGACCAUCCUGCCCGAGAAGAAGCACCGCGUGAAGACCCGCGUGCUGCGCAAGACGCUGGAGCCCGUCUUCGACGAGACCUUCACCUUCUACGGCGUGCCCUACAGCGCCCUGCCCGAGCUGGUGCUGCACUUCCUGGUGCUCAGCUUCGACCGCUUCUCCCGCGACGACGUCAUCGGCGAGGCCGUGGUGCCGCUGGCCGGCGUGGACCCCAGCACCGGGAGGGUGCAGCUCACCCAGCGCAUCUGCAAGAGGAGCAUACAGUGUGUAAGCCGUGGGGAGCUGCUGCUGUCUCUGUCCUACCAGCCCGUCACUCACAGGCUGAGUGUGGUGGUGCUGAAGGCCAAACACCUGCCCAAGAUGGACAUCACAGGCCUGUCCGGCAACCCGUACGUGAAGGUGAACGUGUUCUACGGGCGCAAGCGCAUCGCAAAGAAGAAGACGCACGUGAAGAAGUGCACGCUCAACCCCGUCUUCAACGAGUCCUUCAUCUACGACGUGCCCGCCGAGCUGAUGCCCGACGUCUCCGUGGAGUUCCUGGUCAUCGACUUCGACCGCACCACCAAGAACGAGGUGGUGGGCCGGGUGGUGCUGGGGGCCCACAGCCCCAGUUCCUCUGGCGCCACCCACUGGCGGGAGGUCCUCGACAACCCCCGCCGGCAAAUCGCUAAGUGGCACAACCUCGCGGAGUACUAGCGGCCCCGUGUCUGGGCUGCGCGACUGGGGGGCGUCUUGCUGAUCAAGGUGACUCCUCUUAAGUCGUACCUUCCCCCCCAAACAAUGCCACAACAACCAGAAAAAAUGAAAGGGGGACUUGUACAGUGAACUGUUUGCAUCAGUAAAAAAAAAAAAAAAUGAAAAGAAAAAAGAAUUUUAAAAUAACCAUGAUGAUCAAUAUGGUAAUGGGGGCUGACAAAAAAAAAAUUCAGAAAGAACUUUUGGGGAAUUAGAGCACAAAAAAUGCCAUGAGUCACUACGAAAAAAGAAAAGACUGAAUGAUUGGUCAGUACGAAGAAACCAAAAGCUGUAAUGAACAAAGAGCUAAUAUAUAUAUAUACAUAUACACACAUUCAAGACCGGUAAAAUGGAUUCGGUCCCAUCUCGUGGGAGAAAGAGGGAAUUAUCCAAACAAAAUUCACUUCAAAAAGAGGGAAGAAAGAAAGAAAGAAAGAAAGAAAGAAAGAAAAAGAACAACUGAGAGUUCAUGCCCCCCCCUCCCUCAACCCCAACCCCACCCUCCUCCCCCUCCCUGGUUUCAUAUCGGUGGUGUGUACUUUCAAAUUAUUGCAUGCCUGAAAAAAAAAUUCAAAGACCAAAAAAAAAAACAAAAGAAAAAAAGAAAACAAAAGAAAAAACGAAGAUGCAAUGAUGUGUUGCUGGAGCUCUUUGUUUUUCUUUUUUUUUGUCUCCUUCUUGUCUUCAGUAGGAGCGCAGUUGUGUUCUGUCCUUGCUCACCCCCUUGAGCAGUGUAGAGGGUGGAGGGGCAGGUCACCAGCAACUCCUGGCGUGGUGUGCAUUUACUCUGUCCACCGUUCUGCAUUAAAAGGAAGAAAGAAAAAUCUAAGUCUAUUCAUGAGUCCCAUUGUUCAUAAUCUAUUUAUUCUGCGCACCCUUACCCGUAACAUUAACGGUGAAAACCCCAAACAUAAGGCAAACAAACAUUAAAACUGUGAAAAACUGCUCCCAUCCAAGCAAUAUCCCUCAAACAAGACAAGGUUACAGCAAGCAUUUAAAAUGGGUUAAGGAUCUUGUUCCAGGAUGGGAUUGGGCAUGUUAUCCCAACUUUUAAAUCCUUAUUUUAAAACAAAAACAUGAUUAGUUCGCAAAUAUGACCUGGUUGAGCUUCAGGACUAAGGUGUGUUCAGGUGUGCUGUGCUUGACUGAACCAGAAG
Messenger RNA from Anguilla anguilla (European eel), 3159 nucleotides. RefSeq names its product synaptotagmin XIa (gene syt11a). The record is from RefSeq and is a predicted model, not a curated record. Gene Ontology annotation, biological process: cellular response to calcium ion; regulation of calcium ion-dependent exocytosis; vesicle fusion. The transcript is spliced from 4 exons. NCBI's taxonomy places the organism in Eukaryota, Metazoa, Chordata, Actinopteri, Anguilliformes, Anguillidae. Gene Ontology annotation, molecular function: clathrin binding; phosphatidylserine binding; calcium ion binding. The coding region runs from base 581 to 1963 and encodes 460 amino acids. Gene Ontology annotation, cellular component: synapse; membrane; axon.